AUGCAACCCACCCCGACCAGCCUUUUCCACGACGGUGCCGGGGGUGCAGCCGCCGCGGGGGAGGCUUCAACCCUUGCCCGGCCGGGGAAAAGGCUCGUCAGGGCGGGUUGGGGACCGACGCGGAUCCCCAGCCUGUUCCCGCAUUGGUUCCCGAAUUGGAGUGGCUCGGAACUAAACGAAACGCGGGAGGCUCUUUUAACCCCUUCCUCCGACUACGAUGAUGAGGAGUUCCUGCGAUAUCUCUGGAAGGAGUAUUUGCAUCCCAAGGAAUAUGAAUGGGCGCUGAUCGCCGGCUAUAUAGUCGUCUUCAUUGUGGCUCUCGUCGGGAACGUCUUGGUUUGCCUUGCAGUGUGGAAGAAUCAUCACAUGAGGACCGUUACCAACUAUUUCAUAGUGAACCUUUCUCUGGCUGACAUUCUGGUCACAAUCACUUGUCUUCCAGCAACUUUAGUUGUGGACAUCACAGAAACGUGGUUCUUUGGGCACACCCUCUGUAAAGUGAUUCCCUACUUACAGACAGUUUCAGUCUCUGUGUCUGUCCUAACACUCAGCUGCAUUGCUUUGGAUCGAUGGUAUGCAAUUUGCCACCCUUUGAUGUUUAAAAGCACAGCCAAGCGAGCCAGGAACAGCAUCAUAAUUAUCUGGAUUGUGUCCUGCAUCAUAAUGAUUCCUCAGGCUAUUGUUAUGGAGUGCAGCAGUGUGUUCCCAGGAUUAGCCAAUAAAACCACCUUGUUCACAGUGUGUGAUGAGCACUGGGGAGCUGAGGUUUACCCCAAAAUGUAUCACAUGUGCUUUUUCCUGGUGACAUACAUGGCACCACUGUGUCUUAUGGUGUUGGCCUAUUUGCAAAUAUUCCGAAAGCUGUGGUGUCGCCAGAUCCCAGGAACUUCUUCUGUUGUUCAGAAGAAAUGGAAGCCUCAGCAGCCCCCAGCACAGCCCCGGGGUCUGGGACAAUCAACAAAGUCAAAGAUUAGUGCUGUGGCAGCUGAAAUAAAACAGAUUCGUGCAAGAAGGAAAACAGCACGUAUGCUAAUGGUUGUCCUUCUGGUUUUUGCACUUUGCUAUCUACCAAUUAGCAUCCUCAAUGUCUUGAAAAGGGUUUUGGGGAUGUUUAAUCAUGCUGAUGACAGAGAAACUGUAUACGCCUGGUUCACAUUCUCCCACUGGCUUGUGUAUGCAAACAGUGCAGCCAAUCCUAUUAUUUAUAACUUCCUCAGUGGGAAAUUUAGAGAAGAAUUUAAAGCAGCAUUUUCCUGUUGCAUCUUUGGCAUUCGCAGCCACCGUGACGAACGGUUCAACAGAGGUCGUGCCAGUACAGAGAGUCGGAAAUCCCUGACCACCCAGAUCAGCAAUUUUGAUAACGUUUCAAAACUUUCUGAACACGUUGUAUUGACCAACAUAAACACAAUUCCAUCAAAUGAUAUCCCAGCUAUGCUCAGCCCAUUGAAGUCAGCAGAACUGCAUCUCCACAUACCCGGGAUGAACAUGACUUCAAAUAUAGAUGAAGCCAUGAGGGUUUCUGCAGAAGACACUGUCAAAACAGAGAAUGCAGAGUGGGAUAAAUUUGUCCCUAGCAUAACUAAGCUUACUUCGAUGGAGUUACAGCAAGGAUGACUUUGGCUCAACACACUACCACUGCCAGAGACUGUCACAUGCUUUUAGCUGUGGUACAAACUACAGCUGGACAAAGGGAUUCCUUCAAAAUAACUGCUAAUCCUCCUUUUUCUCAGUCUUACAGAAACCUACUUACCUCAGUAUGAGCUAAAGAACAGGUCUUUACAAUUCUUUUUAAAGAUUGGAUUGUAUCAUACUUUGU
Oenanthe melanoleuca is the source of this 1816-nucleotide messenger RNA. RefSeq names its product hypocretin receptor 2 (gene HCRTR2). Gene Ontology annotation, biological process: feeding behavior; G protein-coupled receptor signaling pathway; circadian sleep/wake cycle process. Gene Ontology annotation, molecular function: orexin receptor activity. Gene Ontology annotation, cellular component: membrane. The record is from RefSeq and is a predicted model, not a curated record. The transcript is spliced from 9 exons. Lineage: Eukaryota; Metazoa; Chordata; Aves; Passeriformes; Muscicapidae. Bases 1 to 1614 code for a protein of 537 amino acids.